Daldinia decipiens is the source of this 1239-nucleotide messenger RNA. RefSeq lists its product as uncharacterized. Bases 85 to 1086 code for a protein of 333 amino acids. NCBI's taxonomy places the organism in Eukaryota, Fungi, Ascomycota, Sordariomycetes, Xylariales, Hypoxylaceae. The transcript is spliced from 3 exons. The record is from RefSeq and is a predicted model, not a curated record.
CGCGGUAUCGCGUAUAGAAGGAUGUUGUUUCUGCUGUUUGUCUUACACAUCCUACACAUCCUACACACCACGAUCGGCAUCUGAAUGAUAGACAUCGAUGCAAUGGCAGAGCGAUUUCAAAACAUCCAACAUGAGACGGACAUAUCUCCUCCAUGGGGAGCUUUCCCCGCGGAACAGUAUCUUAUUCGUCAUUGGGAUUUCUCAUCAACGCUAUCCGCAGCUGACCAACGGCGUGAUUUGGUUCGAGCCUAUCUCCAGCUUGACUCAAUUCCUAAAGACUGGGAUGCAACAGGUCGGGUCUACCUAGCCACUACGCUCGCACGUAUUCCCACAGAACAUGAGAUACGUGAGAUUCUUGCACCUUGGCGAUCUCUUCGCUGGCGUGAGGCCGCCCUACAUCUAUGGCGGGAUCGUGGCGAUGAAGAGAUCUGGCUACGCACGUACUAUGGUCGAGGCUCGGAUGAAAAGUUCCACGAAUUUCGGGAGACCGAUGAGGAUUAUGACCCCGCCUUUGAGGAGCAUUGUCGCACAUGGUCAGUUCUCGAUGAUCAAGCUUUGUUCGAGGGUGACUGGUCUGCCGUAUUUGAUGUGCUACCUGAGCUGGCAGGCCCAACACCGAAUUAUGAUCCAUAUGCCCACCGCCAUCUAGGAAAUCCCGAUGAGCUCGAAACAUUGCGCCAAAAGUUGCGUGAGCCAGUGGCCUCGGCUCUUCGACUCGAAUGGGAGGGUAACACAGCCGAGCAGCUGAAGGUUGAUGACAUUGAAGCUGGUGACGCAGGCAUGGCGCUACAGGCAAGUGUUGUCGCAAGCUUCCUCUUCGUCGCCGACGCCGAGACUUUUGAGACGGGGAAGCUGCGGCUCUUGUAUCUUGAUGCGCGAGGUAAUAUUGUGCGCGAGACACGGGUGCCGUGCACAGAAACGUGGGAGAUGCGGGACGCGUGGAACGCGAAGAAGUUUCGGGACAGUGCGUUCUGGAAUGACCGGGACAGGAGUGAAUGGGGUGUAGCAAACGACCCUGGAAGUGUUCUGGGUGAGAAGUACAAGUUCUCAGGAGAGAUUGGGCGUGUGCUUUACGAACUGGAUUAAACCCAAUUUUUGAACUCUCGUAUGCCGUAAGUAAGAUACAGACAUGCAGAGCAUUUACAUUUGAUAAUCCACAGCAUAGAUCUGCUAGAGUCUGUGCACUCGCUCGAAUGGUCUUUGAAGGUGCUAGAAAGCCUCAAUAUUAAACUGCGUGUG